CAAAAAUGCCGUCGGAGGCAUUAUCACUUCCAUUACAGACGGAAAAACCACAUCAUUACAUGUACUUGAAGGAGUUUAGGACACAGCAAUGUCCGCUGUUUUUACAACACAAAUGCACUCAGCAUCGUCCCUUCACGUGUUUUCACUGGCAUUUUAUGAAUCAAAGACGGAGAAGACCUAUACGAAAGCGUGAUGGAACUUUCAAUUAUAGUCCUGAUGUAUACUGUACAAAAUAUGACGAGACAACAGGCCUCUGUCCAGAGGGAGACGAGUGCCCAUAUUUACACCGGACAGCUGGGGAUACCGAAAGAAGAUACCACUUAAGAUAUUACAAGACUGGUACUUGCGUCCAUGAAACUGAUUCCAAAGGACAUUGUGUCAAAAAUGGCCCUCAUUGUGCCUUUGCACAUGGUGCAGAUGAUUUGAGACCCCCAGUGUAUGAUGUGAGGGAACUUCAAGCUAUGGAAACUACUGAGAAAACAAGUAACUUAGCUACUCCCAGCAGCUUAGAAAAGGAACGUAUAUUAAAUGAAGACCCUAGGUGGAAUGAUACAAAUUAUGUUUUAGCUAAUUAUAAAACAGAACAAUGCAAACGCCCUCCAAGGCUAUGUCGGCAAGGCUAUGCAUGUCCACAGUAUCACAAUUCAAGAGACAGAAGAAGAAGCCCAAAGAAAUUUAAAUAUAGGUCUACGCCUUGCCCAAAUGUCAAACAUGGGGAUGAAUGGGGAGAUCCAACACACUGUGAGAAUGGGGAUAAUUGUGCAUAUUGUCACACUAGAACAGAACAGCAGUUUCACCCAGAAAUCUACAAGUCAACCAAGUGUAAUGACAUGGUGCAGACCAGCUAUUGUCCCAGGGGGCCAUUUUGUGCCUUUGCUCAUGUUGAACAUGAGAUGACAACACAGAGGGAGCUGUCUACAAGUUCUGAGAAUUCCCUGGCAGCUUUUGUUACAAAUGCUCUACCACAAUCAAAUAAUAGCAACAAUAGUCCCUCACAUAUAGGCAGCUUUGACAGCAAUACAGCUCAGCUUAAUGAGGAAGUCAAGGAAUAUAUGGUUGGGGCUGAUGUUAAUAACAGAUCAUUAGGGCAUGUGGGAAAGGAAAGAUCAAAUAGCAUGUCUGGACCAUAUACAAAUCAUUUGGGAAACAAUUUGAACAGUAACCAUAACAGUAACUCUGUGUUCCCGGAGCCAAUAGGAAAGGGGCGAUCCAGUUCCACAUCCAGUAGUAUUACAUCUGAUCCCAGCAGUUUCUAUCAGCGGGCACCCGGCUCGGAGAGAGAAGACUCUCAGGUGAAACUUAGACAACAACUUCAAGCUAUUGAAAAUGACCCUACGCUUGACACAACAGAACGGGCAAAGCGGAAACAAAACUUGAUACUGCUGCACAACCUUAACAUUGGUGUCCCUCAGUGCGGUGUUCAGCUGGUCCCCUCACCCUCAUCAGUCUCCUCCUCCUCCAUGUCUCCUCUGGCACCCUCCUUCUAUCCUCCAGGGGACACGGUCGAGUCUGUCGUUGGAAAUGCUCUGGAUGACCUUUGCCUGGAAGACUUUGACAUAUCCAGCAUAGACAGGGAACUGGAUCGUGAUAAUGACACCAACUCAGUCAGCAGUUCGUUGAGUGCAGGUCUGUCAGCCUCAGGUAAUAAGGCUGCUGGCUGCUUUGGUAGUGUUUCUGGACCGGUGAGUAUUCCUCACAGUGGGGGCAGCAUACAGCGCGGUAGUGUAGGCAGUCUGUCUCAGUCCCCACCCUCACCAUUAGGCAGCUUUCAUCACCCUCAGUAUUUGGCUCUGCAAAUCCAACAGCCCCCUGCACACCAGCAACAUCAUAAACAAGAACAGCAGUUAGAACAGGCACAUGCAGCUUUUCUAAGUCAGGCAAACCCAGGCAAAUUCUCAGUCCCAGCUUGCUCUGAGGGUAAUUCAAUGUCACCACGAAGUGGAGGUCCCCAUUCACCUCUAUACUCUGCCUCUAAUCAGGGGAUUCAAGAAGAAUUAAACAUGUACAAGAAGAAGCUAGCCUCUUGGGAAGAUGGGUACUCACAAGCAAAAAGUGCAUGUGAUGCUUGGAAGAAAGAGGCAGAAGAGUCAGUCAGAAAAGCUAAAGCUGCUGAGGAGGAGAAGCAACAAAUUCUUAGGCAACGAGAUGAGGCUUUAAACCAGUUAAAGAAGGUUGAAGGAAGCUCAUCUUUAAGGUCUCUACACUCAAUGAAAGAAUUAGAAAACUUGCCUUUGCCUGAACUAAGACAUCUACAACAACAACUAAGAGUAGAUUUGGAACGCGUAGAAAAGAUUGUGUUCCAACAUGCAGCAAGAAAGUGUUUAAUAUGCCAAGAUCAGAAUCGCAAUGUUGUCCUUAUGCCAUGUAGCCAUUAUGUGGUGUGUGAUAGUUGUGCUGGGAACUGUACUAAAUGCCCUUUCUGUCAGGUUCCUGUCACACAGAGGUCCAGUCUGCUCAUGCCGCCCAUGUGACUCUGGUCCUAUCUUAGUGCUCCAACAAAUCCAGACAGCAGUGCUAACAUGUGUAUACUCCAACACCUGUUCAAUACUUAAUGAUUUAUAGCUCAAUUCUUAUUUAAAUAAUAUUUUUUUUUCAAUUUGAUGGACCAUACUGUUAAAUCAAAAUUCAUUGGCACCUGAUUUGGAGAUGCCUUACUGCUGUAAGGUGAAGUGAGGGUGUCCUACACUGUGAUAACCACCCUCUCUAGUCUUGUGGCUGGUCAUGGCUGUACAAGUGCACUUGGCUUUUACUGAGGACCAAUUUGUUUUAGCUAGCACUGAUCAGAGACUGAAAGAUUGCCAGGAUUUACUGUUGACUGAAAACUGCAGGUUAGAGUGUAGAAUGGAUUCCCAUACACUUUACACCUACUAAAAAUUUUGGUCAAAGGUACUAUUGGUUGUUGUUAUUAAAAAUUUCUAAAAUAGCCACUGAACAUUUGUGUGCUUUUUCUUGCCGAAAGUAGUCUUAAAUUGUAGGGUGUGGGGGAAGACACUCAAAAGGUCAUAUCUGUUGUUAGCUUAGUGGUUUGGUUCAAAUUUCUGGUCUUUUAGCAGUUGUAAGUUUUUCUACUGAAUCUUUGUUACCAUUUACGUUCAAAGGAGCCAUGAUGGUGAAAAAAAUUUUUAGAGUGUCAUUCAGGAUGUGCCAUCAUGUAUCUGAAUGUGGUUAUUAAUGUAAUGAAAUACUAAACAUUUCUCAGUUCAAUGAAGUGAUUAAAUUAUGUAAUAAAAGCUAAGAUAGCCAAAUUGUAGCAAGAAAUUGAAAUCAUGUUAAAUUAUGUGUUUAGGUGUAAUGUUUCAUUAAUACAUGUAUUAGAAACUUUCAGACUGCACACAAAGUUUCAAAGCCCUUAACUGUAGGGUUUACUACAUUUUAUAAAUUAGUGCCCACAUACUUAUCAGAAAUAUAUGUAGACUGAGUGACAAGUAUGAGGAUUGGAAUACAAGUCUUAGUUUACUAUGAUAGUGCUGUUACUGAUCACAAUCUAGAUAAAUAAUGAUUGUAUUAAAUUUCCAUUGUAUUUUACCUUGAACAUGUUUUCUAGAUCUGCUCAUUCUGUGUGUCUGUUGAUAUAUGAGUUUAUUUUUCUUUAUACCACACAAAUCUGAAAUUUCUGAAGAAAUAUUAGAAUCACUGUUGUUACUAUUGUUUGGCUUGUUACCACCCAUGAUUCUUUUGAAUAAUGUUUACAAAUUAACACAUUGUUAAUAUUUCGACCCCCUUGUUACGCAUAUGUAACAGUUUGUAUCGGUUUUAUCAGCACUUGAGGAGCCAACCCAGUGGAUGGCUCCCUUGACUUCUCCCGAGAACUUGUCAGUGAUUCCACAUAAAAAAUGUUACAGAUUUAGAUCUGUUAUUGGUAAAAUGAAAUGGAUUUUUCAAAGUUCUAUUUCAUUUUAACGUGUGCUCUUCAUAAUCAUUGUAAUCUUCUGUUGAAAAUGCAUUUCAAACUAUAUUGAUCAAAUUUCUGUGCUGAUUGUUUUUUACUUGGAUCCCUUGUGGGAAUGGUUUUAAAUUGCAUCAAUGUUGAGCUUUUGGUGUAACUGUUAAGUGCUUCUGUGUGGCAACGUAUUGUUUGUGUUUUUAUUGUCUAGCGAGUAAUCUUGUACUGCUGUCAUGUUUGUUUUGACUGACUUUCUAAUCUGAAACUUGUCAGUAGAUCUGGCAUGAUGACUGAUGGUAAAAUAGAUACAUGUAUUUGUUUUUUGGAUCUGGGUAAUUCCCACACUGAAAAAGGUAUACUUUUUGGUUUCCUUUUAUAUUUCUAAUUAAUGGUGAAUAUAUAGUCAACCUCUGAUCAGUGUUCUGAAGAUAGUAAAUUUGUGACAGAAUCUUAAAAACAGUUUAAAUGGAUGAUUUAACUCAGGGCCAUUUUUUUUCUCUGCCCUUGUCUCUUCAGAAACUUAUUCCUAGUCUUGCUUAUAAAUUAAGCCUUUUACCCCAUGUAGUGAAUGAACACACCAGAGAUAUCCAUGGAUGGAGAAAGUCUCUUAUCAGGUAGUUUGUACUGUUGUACACUAUACAGUGCUGUGGAAUGUGAAUGGCCAGACCUGUAGACACAGUGGUUAUUUUUAUGGAGAAAAGUCUGAAGGAGCAGCUACAAUGCAUAUAUAGUUUUUAUUGGCUGGAGGGCCAGUCACUUGGUGUUUAUCACAGUAUUUUCAGUAUGGAAGAGAAACAAGCGUGUGGGGUACUUCACGUAAAGUGUCCAUGGGUGUAAAAAGACUUUAAACAUCUUUUGAGACCCCCCCCCCCUCCAAAUGUAUAUAAGAUUCACUUCACUAGACAGUAUUUUAAUGGUUCAACAAUGCUUUGGACUGAUAUCAAUUGUAUAGCAACUUCAUAUGAAUAUUCACAUGUAAAGAUAAAAUAUAGUAUAGUCUAUAUCU
Molecule: messenger RNA, 4889 nt
Organism: Liolophura sinensis
Lineage: Eukaryota; Metazoa; Mollusca; Polyplacophora; Chitonida; Chitonidae
Product: RING finger protein unkempt-like
Exons: 16
Coding region: 6-2471 (821 amino acids)
Molecular function (GO): metal ion binding
Source: RefSeq, a predicted model, not a curated record